CACCGUGUUCCAGAGUACUAGUACAGCGGUGAGUGACAGUCCCGCUCCACGGUAGCUGCUCCGCUGCUGCUCUCCACACCACGGCAACGAGACCGGAGCCGAGCAGGGCAGGCUGGAGGGUGGGGGGACAGACAGACAGACAGGCAGACUGAAGGGUGCACACAGCGUGCAGCAGGACGGCCUCUGUACUCUGUGAUGUGCAGUAAAUGGGAUUAAACCGCUCAGACAGCGCUUGGAAACACUGGCAGUAGUAGUAGUAGUGGAGAGUAGGGGGAGCUCCGCGCGAAGCUUCGCCGCAUGUGCUCGUCCGCGUGCGCCUGGAAAACUUGCACUGGUCCGUUCGCGGGAGAGAGAAAACAACCGAAAGAAGAGGGGGACUAGCGAGAGCUGCAGCCUCAAAUAAAACCCCCCUGGUGCAAGUUUGACCUCCGGGACUCGCAGCAGCAGCAGCGGCAGUCACCCAAACCUCCCCUCUCACAUGCCUGCGUUGAUGUGGGAGAGAGGGAGGGGAGCGGAGCCGGGGGAUGUUUGAAUUACCUCGCUAAAACUUCCACAAAUACACCGAGAGAAAUUGUUAAAAGAGGAGAGAAGUUGCGUUUGCGUUCCGUGGGAAUUCAAGGAGAAGAAGAGCGGGUGUCAUGGACAACCAAGCGAGCGAGCAGCAGCACCACCACAGCUGCGAGGACGUGCGGAAGAGCGGCUACCUCCGCAAGCAGAAGUCCAUGCACCGGCGGUACUUCGUGCUCCGCGCCGCCUCGGAGCGCGGCCCGGCCCGCCUGGAGUACUACGAGAGCGAGAAGAAAUUCCGCGGCAAGGCCCCCGUCCCGAAGAAAGCGGUGGCGCUGGAGACGUGCUUCAACAUCAACAAGCGGGCCGACUCCAAGAACAAGCACAUGAUCGUGCUGUACACGCGGGCCGAGAGUUUCGCCAUCGCCGCGGAGAACGAGGCGGACCAGGACGAGUGGUACCAGGCCAUGGUGGACCUGCAGUGCAAAAGUAAGAACCCCACUGACAGCGGGGCUGCGGGGGACUACGGCGUGCCAAAUCCUGGGCCUGCGUUCAAAGAGGUGUGGCAGGUGAAGGUGUGGCCCAAAGGCCUGGGUCAGGCCAAGAACUUGGUGGGCAUCUACCGCCUUUGCCUGACCGACAAGACGGUCAACUUUGUCAAGCUCAACUCUGACGCUGCCGCCGUGGUGCUGCAGCUGAUGAAUGUCCGGCGCUGCGGCCACUCCGAGAACUUCUUCUUUGUCGAGGUGGGACGCUCUGCUGUGACAGGCCCGGGCGAGUUCUGGAUGCAGGUGGAUGAUUCAGUGGUGGCCCAGAACAUGCAUGAAACCUUGCUAGAGGCCAUGAAGGCGCUGAGCGAAGAGUUUCGCCAACGCAGCAAAUCUCAGUCAAACUCUGGCCCUGGGGGAGGUGCUACUGCUUCAAACCCCAUCAGUGUUCCCUCACGCCGUCACCACCCAAACCCUCCCCCCAGCCAGGUGGGCUUCACCCGCCGGCCCCGAACCGAGCCUCCUGGAGCCACAAACAGCGGAGCAGGGGGCAGCAGCGCCAAUGCUUCUCCCACCCCACGGCAUAGCUUCCCGAGGUCUCGCACGGCCAGUGACGGGGGGAAAGGUGAGGAUGGGUUAGCGGGGACCACACUGCUCCAAGGGCCGAGCUCCAGCCCCUCCACCAAUGGCUCCUGCUCCACCACCCCAAUCCUCAGGUCAAAGUCAGUCCGUUCAGCCCCCACCACGUUAGCUAAAACUCCGCUAGGGUUGAUGCGCUCCAUCUCCACUCCGGCGCCCUCUCCGGCCCCAAGCCUCUCAUCUAGCUCUGGGCAUGGUUCUGAGUUUGGAGGUGUAACAUCCUCUGCUGGUGCUGGUCCAGGGUCUGGUGCUUACAGUCGUGUCCCCUCCCAUCGCGCCUCUGUCUCAGGCUCCCCCAGCGACUACGGCUCCUCAGAUGAGUAUGGCUCUAGUCCUGGGGACCACACGCUCCUCCCCUCCCCAAGCCUCCCUGGAAGCUCCGUUGGUAGCGUCAGCAGCCAAUCCCUCAGCGAGGAGGGAGCCAACUACAUCCUCAUGGGCCAACGUAGCGGUGCUGCCAGUGGCGGCAGUAACCAAGGGAGCUUGACGUCCAGCUCCCUGCCAGCGCCAGGAACACCAACCUGUGGCUCCCAGCCCCAGACCAGGAGAGUGCUGCGUCGCUCCUCCAGCCGCGAAUGUGAAGCCGAACGUAGGCUGCUAAGCAAGCGGGCCUCCUUACCUCCUAUGACCCUGGAGAGGCUGGCUCCACGUCAGCGUAGAGCUGAGGAGCCAUCAGAGGAAGACUCAGCCGAUUACGCCAUCAUGUCGAGGAGCACCAGCCGCGAGUCCUUUUCUUCCACCUCUUCCUGCACACAGAGGGAAUCUGGCAUGGGUGCUGGGUCAGCAGGGGGAGGAGGAGGAUACUUGGAUGUGGCGGGGGAGUUCAAAAGUGAAGGGAGUGGAGGAGCAGGUGGUAGUGUAGAUUUAGGUGUAGACAAUGGUUAUAUGUCCAUGCUGCCUGGCGUCACUCAGCCUCCAGUAUCCAUGUCCCAGUCUUUGGCUGUCUCUGUCCCAGACUCAGACUCUAAACCUGCUGAUGAUUACAUGGCCAUGACGCCCAACAACAGCGUGUCCCCUCCACAGCAGAUCCGGCCUCCACCAACUUCUGACGGAUACAUGAUAAUGUCCCCCAAUAGCAGCUGCUCCCCUGACCAGCGUGGAGGUCUCUCUGGAGGGGCUUGGGUGGGGAGUGGCAGCGCAGACAGCAGGGCAGGCAGCGACUAUAUGAACAUGUCUCCAAUCAGUGCACGUUCUGUAAAUGGCAGCCCCCCACCUCCUGAUCACACCAGCCAUUUGGAGACCAGUUCCCAACAGCAAGCCCCCAAGAUGGUGUAUUCUUACUAUUCCCUUCCCCGGUCAUACAAACAUAACCCUUCUGCUGGACACUUUGACGAUGGGCCCGGACGAGGCAGGAGGCCCAACGGUAGUUGUAGUAGGGGAAUGGGUGGAGGUAGGACUAUGGGAGGGCGUCAGGAGCAACCAGCAGUGGAAAACCCGGUGGUUGGACGCCACUUGUCGCUCUCCUCCUCCUCAUAUUCCUCCAGCUCAGCCAGCAGCGAGAGCCUUGGGGAGAGUGAGGACCGAGCUACCCAGGCAUUGGCUGGGGGAGCUCAGUCCAAAGACGGGAGUAAGCUCCAGCAGAGACGGGGCUCUGGUGGGUUUUCCAAGCAGGGUGGCCAUACUAGAAACAGACCAGUGAGCCUGUUUGUUGAUGUAUCCAAGGCUAAUACUCUUCCUAGAGUCCGUGAGAACCCCCUGCCCCCAGAACCUAAGAGCCCUGGGGAAUACGUAAGCAUUGAGUUUAAGGGGGAAAAGUGCAGCCAGACUGGGGUUACAGGAGGGCGUGGCAGGGGUCUCAGGCACGGCUUAUCACUGCCUCAUUGCUCGAGCAGCCAGCAUCCUCAACACAGGCCAACGUCUUGCUUAGGUAACUUCGUCCCCCUCUCCCGUAGCCCAUCCGCCCCCAUCACUCCCCCAGCUGCCUCUGAGUAUGUCAACAUGGACCUGGGCCCUUCUCCGUCCCCUUCACCCCUCUCACUCACCCCACUAGUUUUCCCAUCUUUCCACACCCCUCCCACGCCUCCAACUCUUGCUCAUGCCCCCAAAGCCUGUGAUGAGGGUAGUAGUGGUCCUCAUGAGGAAAGCGCCAAAGUGGCUGAAGCUCCACUUAGGAAAAGCAGAGAAAAUGCUCCAUCAGUGACAGAGUCCGAGUCUCCUACAUCUUGUGGUGACUACACAGAGAUGGCCUUCAGCUUGAAUAGCAACACCGUCCCUAGGUCAUCAUCCAGUGUCUCCCCCAAAGCCCCUUCCCCCACCAGGACUGAUCCCUCUGUUCCAGUGUUGUCACGGGGUCUUGACUUCCCCCUAGCCAAACCAGGACUCAACCCUGACCAUGGGGCUAAAGUUAUCCGGGCCGACCCCCAAGGACGCAGGCGGCAUUGCUCAGAAACCUUCCUCGCCUCACCUUCCCUCCCCACCUCUACCUCUACGUCCUCCUCCUCCUCCACUGCCUCCCUCUUCCCAGAACACGCCCAAGCUGUGGCCCGCCGGCUCGGCUUUGAGAGCAUGCUAUGGGGUAACGGUGCUGUGAACGAUACCCCUGCUCAGUGCCCCAUCUCUGGACAGCAGCCCCUUCCCACAAACUCCCAAACUUCGUCCACAGAGCAAGGCCUUAACUACAUUGACUUGGACCUGGUCAACAAAGAGAGCCCCCAUUUGGGACUGGACGGACCCUCAGGUAGCCAGGCUCCCUCUCGCCUCUUCUCUGUGCUGGGCGGAGGCUCCGGGAUUGGGGGAGUGGGCGCAGCAGUCGGCAGCAGCAGCAGCUCCAGCCUCAACACGUACGCCAGCAUCGACUUCUACAAAUCGGAGGAGCUGCGGACACAUCAGAAUGGAAACAAGGAGGGAACAGAGUGCUGAUGUUAGUGCGGCGUCCUUGGGGAAACAAUCUGGUACCGCUCAGAGAGCUUCGUCCCUGCCUGUUCCUUUUGUGACAACCAAUCACAUGGGGAGAGCAGCUCGAUCGGACACGCCCCCUGAAGCACUUUGACAGAGACUGAUGGAAAAUGUUUCUUUUUUUUUUUUUCUUUGUUUCUUCACUUUCAUCUUGUUGGUUGUGGAAACCAACGGGGAUGUGUGCCAAAUGACAUUCUUGAAGAUAUUUGCUGCUCUCAUUCCUUGAGUGAAAGCCAAUCAGAGAAGGGUACAAAAAAUGGAGAAUGGUGUUUUUUUUUUCCUUCCAAGUGAAAAACUCUAAUCAUAAAGACUACAAAGGUGGCUGACUAUUACCUGUAUGAAAAAGAAAAUAUAUAGAACUAUAUAUCUGCUCAAAAAGUGCCUCAUUUUCAGACUGUAGCUGUUUUACAAAGAACUUCAACUUAUCCUCGACUAACUGAAGCUUUGGGUUCUUUUUUUUGUGCUUGAUUUGAUGUAGUUACAAAAAAAUGCAGCAGAGUAUAUUGAUUAAAGUGGGUAGCACUGGUGUGAGCUUUUGCCGCGUUCAUGUCAUAUAGAGUGGAUGUUAGAGAUUGGACAUGCAUGGUAAAUACAAUAAAAUAUAUCCAUUGAAUUUGGGUUUAUUUACCUGGAAUGAAGGACUUUGGCUGAUGUGAGGCAUCUAUUUUUAUAGAUUAUAGGCACUUCUGUAUAAUUGUAAGCCAAGUUAUUUAUAAAAAUGAAAGUUUCCCAUUCAUAACUAUGACUUACAAGUUGAUGCAAAUGAUAUCGUGAUAAGCGAUAAAUCAAUUAUGACAUGAACGUGGCAUUUUUGCUAAUAUAAAUGAAAAUAAUGGUACUAGCGAUCUGCUGGCCUUCCUGUCUACUGUGAGAAAUAUUAGCAUAGCUGCUGUUAGCAUACCGCUCAUUGUAACUUCCGUCGCUUUUAGUCUGUCUGUCUCCCUUUUCUUUCCCUCCUAACUUUUUAAUAGAGCCAUAAACAUAAAGUAUUAAACACACAGGCUUGAAACAAAAGGCACUUGUAGCCGGGGAUGCAGUAUCUUGCUAGCUAGUUGAAGCUAGGUCAGAUUAACAUAUUAGCAUCGUGCCAGGACGUAAAUUCACCGUCCUGCUGACCACAGCUCAGGGUGAGACCCUCUGAUAUAGAGCCAAGCAAUCCCAUUAGUGCUAUUAGCCCUAGACUCUUGUGUCUCACUUAAUCCCCUUCGUCUCAGGAUGCUAAAUAACAUACGGUACAUACAGCUGAGGAUAGAGACCCUAUCAAUAGCCAUGCUAAUGCUAGCUUUGUAGCGGUCAGCACACUGCUUUUAGAACCGGAAGGGGGUCAGGUGCAAUUUCAAUUCUCUCAUUAUGAAAACUGGUAAUUUGUUCUUGCUUACUUCGUACGUUACCAAACAUUUUAAGAAGAAAGUUUUUACCCUUUUUAAUUUUUAAACUGGUUGAAUUGAAAGUGCUUUGACCCUAAAUCCUUAUUUAAGACUCUGUUUCCAUCUCCCUCCCUCCUCUAUGUCUUUUGCUCAGCUCUUACUUUAAUCUCCGCUAUGCAUCAGCACUUAAGUGCCUGUCUGUCCUACUCGCCCGUCUGUCUCUCUGCCCCAUCUUAGCCGUUAGCACUAAUAGGGCUGUCCUAGCAGAAUAUAUCAAGUCUAUUUUUGUGUCUAUUUUUGUCUCUUUGGGCUGUACAGUUCUCAGAAAGUAACUAGUUCAUGUUUGUUUUGGUGUGACGAUGAUCUAUCAGAUGACUUGACCUGACAGCCGCGGCCCUAAUCGGAGGAGUUUUGGACUGUUUGACUUUGCUGAUAAUGGAGGACUGAAUCAUUGCAGGGCCAUCAGUGCCAAAUCACAACAACAACAACAACAACAUAAAAACUAAGCUGUUCUCUUCUUCUGACAGCACCUCAAGAAGCAACCUUCAGCUCUCAAGUCUGGACGUAUUGCUUUGUUUUAAUAAUGUAACCUUUUGUGUUCUCCCGUUGUUUUCUUUUUCAGCGGGGGGAAGAACUGUGACAUAUCUUGCCUCGCAGUCUGCUAAAGUGACUCUCGGAGAUAAAGGUCAUUGUGAAGACUUGCGUACACUUUAACCUUGAAUUUCUCUUUGACUUUCACCAGAGCAUUAUAAGGAAAUGCAUGAUUAGAAAUAAAAGGCCACAGUGGAAAAACAACAACAAAAAUAUCUAAAUACAUGUGCAUCUGUGUUGCUCCAAAUUGUAGUCAUGUGUUUGUCUGCAUGCACUGGGAAGUCCAUGAACUUUCCCACUCUGGUCACAUGACCGUUUGCGGGGCCUGGGGCGCAACAAUGCGGCUUUAUUACGAGCAGAUUGGGAUCUGUGGUUGGAAUUGCUCCUAAUGGCGGUUACUAGUGCAGGGGUGGGCUUCAAACCAGGUUCGACACCUGAGCAGACUCGCAGGCAAACACAUGACCAUUAGCUGAGAUGUGUUCUGAUGUUAUUUUUUGGAGAUGUUCUCGUAUUGAAACUCAGCAGUUUUCAGCCAAAACAGACAUGCUUGAAGGUACUUGUAGUUGUAGAAAGAAAGCGCACAAACUGACUUGCUUUCAGUCCUGACUAGCAGACAUUAUUAACCUGCCAUUUAGAGCCUCCCUUCCUUCCAGCUCCGAGUGUCCCUUGAACUUUUUGAAUGACCCACGUUUUUACCGUCAAACUGACCCACAGUCAGUUUUUACUUCGACUGCCUGUGGCGAAGUUCUCGACAGUCAUGAGUAAAGUUCCUCAGGGAAAGCCCGGACAAACAGUGGGGCGGGGAGGGGGCUCAUCAGUUUAAAGUGGCUGUAUGAUUUCAUUCAUUGCGUUGUCGAGUGUAGAGAUAUUCAUAAAAUGUGCAGGAAAAGUGCUGCUGCUGUUCUAAAUUGUUUUCCUCUUGUUCCUCUGAGGGAUGGUACUGAAUGGGAAUAUUGUGAGAUUUUGCCAUUGAUGUAGACAGUUUUACUUCUGUUGCUUGAGAAAAAAAAUCUGACUAAAAGAAGAAAAAAAAAAGUCAAACAACAAAA
This is a messenger RNA of Lates calcarifer (barramundi perch), 7536 nucleotides long. RefSeq names its product insulin receptor substrate 1-B. The coding region runs from base 639 to 4493 and encodes 1284 amino acids. Lineage: Eukaryota; Metazoa; Chordata; Actinopteri; Centropomidae. Gene Ontology annotation, biological process: insulin receptor signaling pathway. The transcript is spliced from 4 exons. Gene Ontology annotation, cellular component: cytosol; plasma membrane. The record is from RefSeq and is a predicted model, not a curated record. Gene Ontology annotation, molecular function: insulin receptor binding; phosphatidylinositol 3-kinase binding.